This is a messenger RNA of Populus nigra (black poplar), 2069 nucleotides long. RefSeq lists its product as uncharacterized. The record is from RefSeq and is a predicted model, not a curated record. Lineage: Eukaryota; Viridiplantae; Streptophyta; Magnoliopsida; Malpighiales; Salicaceae. The coding region runs from base 259 to 1908 and encodes 549 amino acids. The transcript has 2 exons.
GUAGCCGUUCUUUAAAAAUCCAGCUCAAAAACAGCACACAGCCACGCCCCCACCCCUGUUUACUCUUUUCACGGCCAUCUCCUCUCUCUCCACACAUUACAACACAGAACCCAUUACUGCCCAUUACCUUAAAUAUUUUUUAUUUUACUUGAGAAAAAAUGCUGCUCUCUCUUGAUCCUCUUGCUCCUCUCUGAUUCCAGGAAGACAACUCACAGGAUAGAAAUAUUUUUUUUUUUUAAAAAAAAAGAUUUGGACAAAAUGGGUGUUUUGAGUGAGUCAUGGUGUUUUUGCAAAGGAGUAGGCAAGUCUGAGAAAUUGAAGGCUGCCCUUUUUACUGGCAAGGGUCCUGCAAUUGCCAGGAUAUCUGCCACCGCCAAUGGGAUCUCCGGCACUGGAUUCCUGAUCCACCGGAAUCUUCUUUUGACUGCUCAUGUUAACAUUCCCUCUAUCGCUGCUGCUGAAGGUUGCGAGAUCCGCCUCCAAAAUGGUGUCGCUGCCACUCUCGUCCCUCACAGGUUUUUCAUUACCACCUCUGUUCUAGAUCUAACUAUAGUGGGUUUGGAUUCUGUGGAUGGAGAAUCAAAUGCCCAAGGGCAGCAGCCACACUACUUGAAGACUUGUUCAAAACCAAAUCUGGAUUUGGGAAGUGCUGUUUACUUUUUAGGCCAUACAGAUAAUGAAGAACUGACAGUUGGUGAAGGAAAGGUGGUCAUUGCCACGGACAAUCUCAUAAAACUGUCAACUGAUGGAGUAUCAUGGAGCCCUGGAUCUGCUGGAUUUGAUGCACAAGGUAAUCUUGCAUUCAUGAUCUGUGAUCCCAUGAAACUUGCAACAUCUCCAAAUACUAAAUCUUCUUCAACUUCAUCAUCAUCCUCAUCAUCAUGGAAGAAGGAUUCUCCCAUGCAAUUUGGUAUUCCCGUACCCAUUAUUUGUGAUUGGUUGAACCAGCAUUGGGAAGGCAACCUUGAUGAACUUACUAAACCCAAAUUGCCGAUAAUUAGAUUGAUGUCCACAGGACAGAAAAGUGAGCAUUCUUGUGCUUCCUUCACACUCCGGCAGGUUUUUAAGUCGACAGAAGCUGAUAACGAUGGCACCCCAUCAUCGAAUACAGUCUCAAAAGGUAAAGAUCAACCAAAUCCAGGUUGUUCUGGCACAGAAAAUACUGUCAAGGAAGGAAUCCAAACUACUGAUUCACAUGGUGCCCAUGUUCAAGGAAUUCCAACCCCAGAAAUAUAUGAAUCGCCUAAGCUGACUGCUGGCCCUCUUAGGAAAAAGGAAAGCGCCCAAAUACAGCUUUUGGAUAUUAAUUUCCCUCCUAGGGUGACCAAAACUACAGUUCAACCACAUCCAGACAUACAGCUGCUGCCAAACUCCGAUGAGAAUUCUGUCAAGGAAAUGCCUUCACAGACUCCAUUGAGUGAAGAUCAAAUCAAGUACAAGGGACAUGCUAUUCCUGAAGGGGAUGCUGACAUUGCCUCAACAGGUUCUGUGAAUGGAGCCCAAAGUGAGGUCCAUUCUAGUUCUUCUCCAGUGGAGGUUUCAGAGAUGUAUAAUGGAUACAGCAGUGAGGGAGAAACAACUAUGUACUCUGCAGAAACUGCCGAGAGUCGAAACUAUACAAGCCCAAGAGAGGGGAAGUUUCAGCAAGUUGGCCGGAGCCACAGUUGUGUAAGUUAUAAUAGAUGGGGAACUGCCCAAAGGAACCAGGUGGCCCGAAGGGCAAUGCUAGAACAGCAGAGAAGCUUCAUCCAUGGAAGGAAAAUGCAUUCACAAGGGGCAACUUCUCAAAGGAGUAAUGACUACUUUAGCCCAACUGUGUCUUCUAUAAUGAAGAAGCGAAACAACUCAGAGCAUCCAACCAGACCGAAGCAAAGCGCGGUUCACUCCUCUCCGAGAUGGAUGUUCUGAUUAGUUCUAGAUUACUUGAUACCAAAUGAGAUUGGCAACAGAAACAUGGUCUUUAUGCUAUUUCGAUUUAUGUCCAUUCCAUUUUGUAUACUGCAACUAAUUUGUUGUGACCUUGUGUAGACCAAUCAAUGGAAGAUAAAUAAGAAAAUUAGACCAAAGAA